Molecule: messenger RNA, 534 nt
Organism: Amaranthus tricolor (Joseph's coat)
Lineage: Eukaryota; Viridiplantae; Streptophyta; Magnoliopsida; Caryophyllales; Amaranthaceae
Product: flowering-promoting factor 1-like protein 3
Exons: 1
Coding region: 79-399 (106 amino acids)
Biological process (GO): regulation of flower development
Source: RefSeq, a predicted model, not a curated record
CCUCUUCUUCAAAUCAAAUUUCCAGCUGUUCUAUAUCUUAUCACCUUACCCAAAAAAUCUCUUCUAUAUCUUCUCUAAAUGUCUGGUGUUUGGGUAUUCAAAAACGGCGUCGUUCGUCUCGAAAACCCGGGGACGGAAUCCAUGGAAAGAUCAGGCCAAAAAAAGAUGCUUGUUCACGUACCAAGUAAUGAAGUUAUAACUAAUUAUGGUGUUCUUGAAAGCAAAUUAAUGGAGUUAGGAUGGGAACGUUAUUAUGAUGAUCCUGAUCUUCUUCAAUUCCAUAAACGUUCUACUGUUCAUUUGAUUUCUUUGCCUAAGGAAUUUCGUAAAUUUAAGUCCAUGCAUAUGUACGAUAUUGUUGUCAAGAAUCGUAACAUGUUUGAAGUACGGGACAUGUAGUAAUUAAUUAUGUUUUUAGAUCGUCGUGGCGUGUUCUGUCGUGUCUUUUGUUUUCGUUUAUAGGUGUUCUCGAGUUGGUGGUCUCACUUGUCGCAAUUUGAUUUUUAACUCCUUUGAUAUGAGUGUGGUUUGUUG